AUGGAAAAAUUCCUUCAUGUCUUGGAAAUAAGCUCUCUCUCUGUUUUAGAUUUGCAUACGAAUAAUCUUAGGGGAGAAAUUCCUCGUGACAUGUUUGAAAAGUUAACUAAGCUGAGGAGUUUGCACCUUAGUAACAAUCAUCUAGGUGGACCCCUGCUAAGUUUUCUGCAUAGUUGCCAAAGCUUAGAAGUUUUAGACGUGGGAAAUAACAAGAUAAACGAUUCCUUCCCUCGUUGGUUGGAAGAUCUUGCAAUGCUUCGAGUUCUUGUUUUGAAAUCCAAUAGAUUCCAUGGUUUCAUAAGGCCACCUAAGGUUGAACAUCCCUUUCAGAAGUUGCAAAUCAUGGAUCUCUCUAACAAUGAAUUCAAUGGUCUCUUACCAACAAAGCAUUUCGAGAGUUUCACGUCUAUGAUGGAUGAACACUCCAUUAGAAACUUGACAUACAUUGGUGACCACAACUACUACCAAGAUUCAAUCAUUUUGGUAGUGAAAGGCAACAAACUUGUACUGGAAAAAGUCAUAAGUAUCUUCGUAGCAAUCGAUUUCUCGAGAAAUAAUUUUGAAGGAGAGAUUCCAGGGUCGAUUGGAGAGCUAAAAUCACUUAAAGGGCUCAACUUUUCUCGAAAUAAGCUCCAGGGAUCCAUUUCAGUGGAGCUGAUAAAACUAAGUAAUCUUGAAUGGUUAGAUCUCUCUUCAAAUGGGCUUGUGGGAGUUAUUCCUACUAAAAUGGCGGUUCUAACACAACUGUCAAACUUAAACCUUUCGCACAACAAAUUAGUGGGAGAAAUACCUCGUGGGAACCAGUUCGAUACAUUCAACAAAGAUUCAUACAGUGGGAACUUGGAACUAUGUGGACCUCCAGUGUCUAAAUCAUGCACCAGUGGAGAGACACAACCAGAUGAUGAUUGUAAUGACCCACUACUCUAG
Messenger RNA from Humulus lupulus (European hop), 927 nucleotides. RefSeq names its product receptor-like protein 7. Bases 1 to 927 code for a protein of 308 amino acids. NCBI's taxonomy places the organism in Eukaryota, Viridiplantae, Streptophyta, Magnoliopsida, Rosales, Cannabaceae. Gene Ontology annotation, molecular function: protein binding. The record is from RefSeq and is a predicted model, not a curated record. The transcript has a single exon.